Messenger RNA from Spirodela intermedia, 892 nucleotides. The record is from the annotation of a GenBank genome assembly. NCBI's taxonomy places the organism in Eukaryota, Viridiplantae, Streptophyta, Magnoliopsida, Alismatales, Araceae.
AUGAAGAAAAAAAAAGAACAAAAUGAGGGAGAUCUGCCGGCCGGCCGGGCCCGCAAGCGGGUGGCCAGUCCCCUUCCACGUCACCAGUGGCCAGCCAGUUGUGGGGCAAGGAGUGGUCGUACACGUAGGAGAAAGGGACUUGAUUGUAGAUGUAAUAUUACUUACUAUAUAUUCACCCGAAACUUCGGCGCACAAGCGAUGUGGGACUAAACCCGUCACACCUUCCCCAGAAAGGGUUCGAUGAUUUUAAUACCUAAAAUAUCCCUUAUUUAUAAAAAAGAUAUACUAUGAUGAUGUCAUUUGAUAUGAGCAUUAGAGUACUUAUGUCAAUCUCUCUCAUUCAGGUAGACAACUAGCACGAUUUCGAAUCCUCCCAAAGCCAAAACUCAUAUUUUUUAUUUGAUUAUCACGACUUUCCUGCAGAUCGCUAGUGAAAGAUUAAGCCAUCAAAAUUGUUGGAGCAUUGUUAUUAAAAUUAUUGAACAAUUCACGAUGAAAGGAUCACGAAUCCAUCGAGUAAAGCAUCUCCGAUUAAUCAACAAACAAGCCAUCAUCAGGAAGAGGGCGAUCCGUCGGCAGAUGAGUCGCCACUUCCUGAGAGCGUACCAGAUGCAAUGAAGUGCCUCCUCUUGCUGCGUGGACCUGAGGAUGAAGCUCCUUGACACGCGCCCCACCUCCAUCCAACUCCUCUCCAUCGGGUGACAGUCAUCGGAGAGCCGCAAAGUCGUCGUUUUUUCGCUCCACUGGGUGACAGUCGUCGGAGAGGAUUCGAUGACCCAUUUCAUUGAUCUCUAGACUUCACAAGGAGAUCUAGAGAUUGUCCACGUCGUCCUUGUCCAAGGAGAGCCUUCCAGGCCGUGGACACUACACCACAAUCCUCCCGCAUACUUAG